GCGCAGAUAAAUCCGCCACCCCGGAUCCGACGCAGACUCGGGUACAUUUCCUCGCCCGUCGCAGCCGAAAGGACGCAGCGUGUUCGCUCGAGAAGGAAUCGCCCACCGCGAAUGACAACAUGUCCUCCGUGCUGAAGAGUGCCUGUGAAAAGGCCGAGGCCGUAGUGGCGGCCCUGCCCGAGCGCAUCCAGCAAGUAUUCGACUUCGUCCAGGAGAAGACGGGCGUUCAGCGCGCCUACUUCAUGUUGGGCAUGGGGGCCUUCUCGGCACUCUAUCUCAUCUUCGGCUACUUCGCCGAGCUGCUCUGCAACAUCGUGGGCCUCGUGUACCCAGCGUACGCGUCCACGCGAGCCAUCGAGUCGGCUGACAGGAACGACGACACCCGCUGGCUCACCUACUGGGUCGUGUACGCCUGCUUCUCCAUUCUGGACUUCUUCGCCGACGGCAUCCUACGCUUCUUCCCCUUCUACUGGCUCGUCAAGGUAGUCUUCCUCGUCUACUGCUUCCUGCCUGCACGCUUCAACGGCUCGGCGCGCAUCUACAACAGCCUGAUUCGCCCGUACUUCCUCAAGAGCAGCGGGCAGAUCGACAACGCAUAUGCAAAGAUGGCCGCUAAAGCGUCCUCUGCCUUUGACAGCGCAUUGAAGGAUUCGUUUGCCGGCAAGCAGCAGUAAGACGUUUAAGCGAUACGUUCAAACAUGGUUGUGAUGGUUGGGUGCUUAAGACUCUCAGCAGCGUCGUGGUGAUUGUCGUUCAAGCCAUUUAUGCAGCAGGAUGUGUGGUUAUGUGAAUGGAUGAGGCAGCUGCUGUCGACGGCUUCUUAUCUUCUCCUAGGCAGUCCGGUUCAGAUCAAAGUGCAAGUUUCAAUGUCUGCUAUGGGUGUUGCGAGGCUGCUAUAAAACGUGUCAAGACAUGGAGAAACUUUACCACGUGGCUGCUUGCGUUGAAAACAUAGUUAUUCGCUGCAUGCUAAGAGUGUGGACAUGACUCCGAUUUGUUGCUGUGCGUUUGUCAUUUCGAAGUGAAGAAUAUUCUCCGUUUUGCAGAGAAUAUUUUAAUCAUGGCCGAAUAAAUCAUGCAUCCUGUG
Dermacentor silvarum is the source of this 1087-nucleotide messenger RNA. Its product is annotated as receptor expression-enhancing protein 5-like. NCBI's taxonomy places the organism in Eukaryota, Metazoa, Arthropoda, Arachnida, Ixodida, Ixodidae. The record is from RefSeq and is a predicted model, not a curated record.